AUGUACAUCGCCAACAACCGCACCACCCUCUACCGUCUCUCGAGCCGCGCUUUCUCAAAGCGCUUUAUCAAUACCAAGAAGCCCCUCUUCUCCGGCGCCAAUCGACACGCGCGCGAUGUGGAGGUUGGUCAGGUACCCUCUCCAGCAGCAGCGAGCACAAGCGCAAGCACUAGCACGGCAGCCAGCAACGCUCUGAAGGACCCCCUCGAGAAGGCCAGGAAUGAUCUGCUGAACAAGCUUGGAUCCAACUCCUCGGGAACCGUGGUCGCCUCAGUAGGCCCUUCCGACUCAUCAUCCAUCACCGCCGCCGCCAAGGCCGCAGCUGCCAGCAACUCGGCACUCCCCCAUGGCAAGGUCUUUACUGUCCGACCCAUCACUUCGUGGAUCGACAAAUUGGCCAACCAACACGGAGCCCCAACGGGAACCCAUAUCAACCCCACAGGAACGCCUGCCGAGCCUCCCAAGAAGACGUACCAAAAACGCAAUCUUCUUCUCAGGACGAUGCAGGACUCGUACACGGAGAUCAUCUUGCCUUUCAAGACGGACAAGGCACUCUUGGAAGAGUACAUCAACGUUGGAGGAUCAUUGAGACAUGGCAAAAUCAUGGAGGAUCUCGAUGCGCUCGCUGGCGCCAUUUCAUACAAACAUACCGAUGAUGGCAAGCCCGACAGCUCGCCUCUCACCAUCGUCACUGCUUCGGUCGACAGAAUUGACCUGCUCAAGUCCCUUGACGUCUGCGACCUCCGCCUGUCUGGUCAUGUCACCUAUGUCGGAUACAGUUCUAUGGAGAUUUACAUGAAGAUGGAGGAGAUCAACAAGGACAAGCCAGGCCAGCACGGAGACACCAUUUUGGUCGCACGGUUCACAAUGGUUGCCAGAGACGCAGUCACCGGCAAGGCCGCCCAGGUCAACCCUCUCUUGCUCCGUGACGACAACGAGAAGAAGCUGUUCCAAAUGGGAGAAGAUCACAAGACCAAGAAGCGGGUUGCUACCGAUUCAGCAUUGACAAAGCUGCCCCCAACACAGGAGGAGCGCUUCCUGAUCCACGACCUGUAUCUUGAAUACUCCAAGUACGAUGACCCUCAGAACAAGACCAACAAGCCAGACAAUGUCGAGUGGAUGGCAGAUACCAAGAUGAGCGCCGUUCACAUCAUGCAGCCCCAGGAUCGCAACAUUCACGACAAGAUUUUCGGUGGUUACUUGAUGCGCUUGGCCUAUGAGCUCGCGUUCUGCAAUGCAUCAUCAUUUAUUGCCUCCCGCCCAACAUUCCUGGCCCUGGACGAGAUUUCAUUCAGGAAACCUGUGCCAAUCGGCACCUUCUUGGGACUCGACUCUCAGAUCGUGUAUGCCGAGGGAGGCGAUCACCACUCGUUCCAAGUCAUGGUCAAGGCUGAUGUCUUGGAUGUGAAGAAAGGUACACGGGAGACCACCAACACCUUCUGGUUCACGUUCACGGACCCCGUUAAGGGAACUAACCGGAUUAUGCCCAAGACCUAUGCCGAGUCGAUGUUGUACCUCGAGGGCAAGCGUCGUAGGAUGUUGGGAAGCCAGCUUGCGGGCAUCAACCGCAAGAGCCUGGGUAUUCAAAAAUAA
Molecule: messenger RNA, 1593 nt
Organism: Linnemannia hyalina
Lineage: Eukaryota; Fungi; Mortierellomycota; Mortierellomycetes; Mortierellales; Mortierellaceae
Source: the annotation of a GenBank genome assembly